This is a messenger RNA of Carcharodon carcharias (great white shark), 6381 nucleotides long. It is a transcript of the gene sel1l, whose product is annotated as SEL1L adaptor subunit of ERAD E3 ubiquitin ligase. Gene Ontology annotation, cellular component: endoplasmic reticulum membrane. The record is from RefSeq and is a predicted model, not a curated record. The coding region runs from base 2698 to 4656 and encodes 652 amino acids. Gene Ontology annotation, biological process: ERAD pathway. NCBI's taxonomy places the organism in Eukaryota, Metazoa, Chordata, Chondrichthyes, Lamniformes, Lamnidae. Gene Ontology annotation, molecular function: protein binding. The transcript is spliced from 21 exons.
AACCCGAGGCCUGUUCCUCUGGGAGAGGCGCCUCUUCCUCCAUCUGGGAAAGGAGGCUGGGACCCAAGGCCCAGCUCCAGCCCACUACUACUACCACCACCAACAACCACCCCACCCCCAACCCCCGCUUAUUGAUUUGACCUGUCACUGGACACUGACGGGGUAAUGGGGGCUGGGGCUGGGAGUUGGGCUCUGACAGAUGCAGCCGGUCAUCCCCAUGAAAUCUCACCUAUUGCCAGCACUAAUUAUGUUGUAGUGGCUUUUUGUACUGCACCGGUUCUUAUUAUUAUCCCACAACCUCGGGUAGUCUGGUCCUUAUCUUAGUCCUCAUGCUUAUAUUAUUCGAGUAAUCUUGGGCCACUGGUAGAGUGGCUAUUCCGAUCUCACCCAUGGCACGUUGACAGCCUUUUAAUUGUAAAAGGCGGUCGUAAACUGCAAUUGGUUCAUUGAUAUCUUCGACCAGCGAGCCGCUUCGCCGAAUCAACCUGCUGCGGGCAACUGGUGGUGGUAAUUUAAGACAGACCUUAUCAGUGAUGCCAGCACCCUGGCACUGUAAUUUCAACGUGGUCUUUUUGAGACUUCGAAUAUCAGAAAGGGUCCAGUGUAUCAAUACUCGAACAUGAGAAAACCGAGUAGCACUUGAUCAGGAAUUGCUGUGUGUAGAUACAGCAGAAACCACAUGUUGCAUUUUGUUCAAGUUUUAUGUCAAGCUUGCUGAUGAAGAAUGAGGUAAAGAAGAUUAUAUGAAUGGGCAUGCUCACCCUCCCCUUCCAUCUGAAGCAUGAUGAUUACAAAAGUGAAUUAUGUUUUAAUGUAAAGUUGCCUCCCAUAUUCCAUGUGUUUUGUGCUUUCAAGGAGAUGUUAGCUUUGUUUAUAAAACAGUGUCAUGCCUCACUGAUAUGGCAAAAAUCAGUUUUAUCUCGACAAAAAUCACAUCCUUAUAAGUUGCUUUACAAACGGUUCUGUCUUGAUGUCAAACUAUCAUAGCUGGAGAUAAUUUUGUUUUGCUUUGCUUUUUAAACUUUAAAGUGAAUUUUCAGUACUAGGAAACAACCAUGUGGUGGGAAGGAGUGGGGGAGAACAGUUUUUACUUCCUCUGGCUUCUGGGGGAUGCCUUUUGAAAUUGUUGAUACGCAUCAGGACUUGAGUCCUGGCAGAUAUUGGUACUGGCCUGGACAUGGCUUUAUUGAGAAGAGGCAAAGGGUGCAAAUCAGUAACAGUAAAUUUUAAAUGCAAUCUAAGGAUAUGUUGUCAAAGAUGUACCACAGCAUUUGACAGGGUAUGUGCUGAGGCUGUUUCUGCUGGCUACUAAGUGAAGAACUAAGGCUAAGGGUCUCAGGAUAAGGGGGUUGGCUGUUUAGGAUGGACAUGUGAAAGUUCCCAUUGUUGUGAAACUUGAAAAUUUGCACCCCAGGGGGCUGUGGAUGCUCAGUCGUUGAAUAUAUUCAAGGCUUAGAUGGAUGAAUUUUUUUGGAGUAUGAUGGGAAAGUGGAGUUGAGGUGCAGCCAUGAUCUUGCUAAAUAGUGGAGCAGGCUUGAAGGGCUACUUUGUUCCUAUUUCUUGUGUAGCUAAAUAAUCCUUCAGGGCUGCUGGGGUGCAGUGUACAGGCUUUCUGCCUCCUAUCCAUUUGUAAGGGGAUACUGGCAAAGAGAGCCCUGUAAAUACCUAGUUGUCACUGAGUUCCCUGGAGGGAACAGUCAACCCAACAGUUGACAAGUCCUAUUCCAAAAGCCAUGAUGAUUUGGACUAAGUAGUUGAUCAGCAGCUAUGUGACAUUGCAUUUGGAGAUCUUGAGGUGACUGGCAUAAUGUAAGUUGUCUUGUAAAGGAAGCUGUUUAUCUUCCUGUUAAUUAGGAAAUGUUGUGCCAAUGAGUGCUAACAGUUGUUACCUGAAAGCUGGUGUGAUUUGUUCUUGUCUAGGGUUUGGCACCUGCCAUGUUGGGUUGCAGAGAUCCAGCAGUUGCUGCUGUAGCUUCAGACUUUCUGGUGGGAGGGAGGGUAUUCUGUACAGUAGCCUGGAGGGUGGUGACAAUGUACUCAGAACAACAUAAUUCACGAUAAAAUGUGAGGAGCCUAUUACACUUCAAUCCAUGCUUGUUGAUUGUCUAAUGACAAGUUGGUAACUUCUUUAUUGGAGGGGCAUGCUUGAUUAUCCUUGGGUUGAAGUGGAUCCAUCAUGACCUGCCUGGCAACCGAUGGGAACCAAUGCAACGCUUUGUAAUGGACUAGCAAACCAGUCAGGUUGCUUUUUGCACUAAUCAAGGGUGGCUCACUGAUGGAACUGGGGAAGGAAACCUACUUCAUGGGAAAGGAGUUAUUUUGAGUCUGAUUUGGAUAAUCCUGCAGGCUAAAGCCCUGCUAAUUAGGCAAGCCCUAGCUGGUUGAACAUGAGAUGAAUCUCUAAAGGAACAUUGUGUACUUCAUUGAGUGACUAGCAACUCAGAUAUACAAGAAAUUGACAGUGAAUCACUGGACUCAAAGACAGAUGAGCAGAAGGAAGAUCAUCCAACUGGAGCGCGUGUAGUUGCUGGGCAGAUCAUAAACUCCAAAGCAGAUCUCUGGGAAGAUAAAGAUGAAGAACACCAGCAUACUUCUGAUGAAGAGAGUCCAGCCACUGACAGUGUGGACAAUGUUAAAGAUCAAACAGCAAUUGGUGGCACUGCUGAUGGGGAGCCCUGCAUAUUUCCUUUCCUAUUUAUGGACCAGGAAUAUUUUAGCUGCACCACUGAUGGACGAGAUGAUGACCGAUUCUGGUGUGCAACAACCUACAACUAUAAUCAGGACCACAAGUGGGGAUUUUGUGAAACUGAUGAAGAAGCCAGUCAAAGAAAACUUGCACAGGAAGCAGAGAGACUUUAUCAUACCGCAAUGAAAAUGAUAAACAGUACAAGUAAAAAAAAUCAAAAAAAAGAAGGCUAUAAAAUACUUGUGAAAGCAGCUGAUAUGGGAAAUACCAAGGCCAUGGAGAAAGUGGGCUAUGCCAUGCUGUUGGGUGAUUACCUGAAGUUGAACAUUGGAGCAGCUAAGAAUUUCUUUGAGACAAUUGCAGAGCAGGGCUCUCCAAAAGGUCAAACAGCCCUUGGAUUCCUUUAUGCAUCUGGAGUGGGAGUCCACUCAAGUCAAGCUAAGGCAUUGGUAUUUUACACCUUUGGAGCACUUGGAGGAAACUUGUUGUCACACAUGAUUUUGGGUUAUAGAUAUUGGGCUGGCAUUGGAGUCCCUCAGAGCUGUGAAUCUGCACUAACUCAUUACAAAUUAGUGGCAAAUUAUGUUGCCAAUGAUAUAUCUUUGACUGGUGGUAAUGUUGUUCAGAGAAUUCGUCUUCUUGAUGAAGCUGAAAACUCAGGUGUUGGCAGUGGAAUGCUGGAAGAUGAUUUAAUCCAAUAUUACCAGUUCCUGGCUGAAAAGGGAGAUGUCCAAGCACAGGUUGGACUUGGUCAAUUGCAUUUGCAUGGAGGAAGAGGUGUGGAACAAAAUUUUCAGAGAGCCUUUGAUUACUUUAAUCAAGCAGCAGCAACUGGGAACUCCCAAGCAAUGGCAUUCCUUGGCAAGAUGUACUCAGAGGGUAGUAAUGUUGUGCCCCAGAAUAAUGACACUGCUUUUCAUUAUUUCAAGAAAUCUGCAGACAUGGGUAAUCCAGUUGGACAAAGUGGCCUUGGAAUGGCUUACUUGUAUGGAAAGGGUGUCCCAGUGAAUCAUGAAUUGGCCCUGAAGUACUUUCAGAAAGCUGCUGAACAGGGUUGGGUGGAUGGACAGCUCCAGCUGGGUUCCAUGUAUUACAAUGGUGUAGGUGUGAAGAGAGAUUACAAACAAGCCUUGAAGUAUUUUAACCUCGCCUCACAAGGUGGACACAUACUGGCUUUUUAUAACCUGGCUCAAAUGCAUGCAAUAGGCAGUGGUGUGAUUCGAUCUUGUCAUACAGCUGUUGAGUUAUUUAAAAAUGUCUGUGAGCGAGGUCGCUGGUCAGAGCGGCUAAUGUCUGCUUACAACUCUUACAAAGAGGGAGACACUGACUCGGCAUUAGUACAGUACUUGUUAUUGGCUGAACAAGGCUACGAGGUGGCCCAGAGCAAUGCUGCAUUCAUUCUGGAUCAAAAAGAAGCUAAAAUUUUUGGCGAGAAUGAAACUUAUCCACGAGCACUGUUGCACUGGAAUAGAGCGGCAGCACAAGGUUAUACAGUUGCAAGGAUCAAACUUGGAGAUUAUCAUUUCUAUGGUUACGGCACAGACAUUGACUAUGAAACUGCAGUAAUUCAUUAUAGACUUGCCUCUGAGCAACAGCACAGUGCCCAGGCCAUGUUUAACUUGGGCUACAUGCACGAAAAGGGUUUGGGCAUUAAACAGGAUAUCUACCUUGCAAAGCGGUUUUACGACAUGGCUGCAGAGACCAGUCCUGAUGCUCAAGUCCCUGUCUUCCUUGCACUUUGUAAACUAGGCAUGAUGUAUUCACUAGAUUACCUGAGUGAAACCAAAUUCCAAGAGAUGUGGAUGCAGAUUGACUUGGACAUGUUGCUGGGCCCUGAGUGGGAUCUUUACCUCAUGACUAUACUUGCUCUGCUAUUGGGUACUGUGAUUGCUUACAGGCAAAGACAGCAGCAGCCGGAGCUGCGGGCACCAGGCCCCCAGCAGCCAGAGCCUCAACGUGAGCAACAAUAGCAGUCAGUACAGGUCUUUCCUCCCACAUCUGCCAACCCUUGUCCCCUCCAAACUGUUUGUUUAUGCAGCAAGAAAAAGUUGGACUCCUGACUUGUAUGAAGUGCACAUUUUCUUAAUAAAACAAGGCCUAUUUUCAGGCUUACUGAGUUUCUAAGCUAUUUUGAUCAUCAGAAGAAUAGUUUUAUAUGAAGUUUAAAAAAACUUCUGGUCUCUUGAACUUCAAAAAAAAACACUGUUGAUUUACUUGGCAUUUUCCAGCAGUUAUGUAUUAAAUUUGUCUGUUUUGAGCAUAAAGCUGAAUUGUUUUUCAUUAGAAGAUAUACAUAACUAACAAAUCCUACACGAGAGUCUUCUAGAAGUGCCACUACGAAGUAUAAUAAUGCACAGCCACAGAAUAAAGCAUUGCAGUUAAUUGCCAAUAGAACUUUGCCAGUACUUCAGCUCUUCUAUCGAGAACUUCCUCCUUUUAGUUGAAUUUGUCAACUAACUGACCCAGUUUUGAAGACCAUUGCUUUCCACAGCCAUAUAUGUCCUUGUGGAGCAUUACUGGAUGUGUUUGUAGGAAGGUGUUUUUUUGGCUACAGAAAGACUUUGUGGAGAGUUGAUAAAUGCAACAAUGCAUUUGUCUAUUUUGGGCUUAAUUUUACAAACCUGGGAGCAGUUAUCUAAUUUAAAGGAAUAUUUUAACAUUUGACUAACUCCAAAGAUGUUUCAGUUCCUCAUUAGAAAAGAGAUCCUUGAUGAUUAAUUUUAGUUAUUGUCAAUCUUACUUCUACAGAUUUGAUUUUACAAAGCAAGGAUCAAAAAUCCUGAAACUAGCAUGAAAAUUUGAGUGAACUGUUUAAUUUUCAAUCUGAUAACUUGUGUUUUAUUUGAUCAGAAUGUUUUUUAAGAAAGAUUAAAUGUAUGUAGCCAAAUCUGAGCCUGCAGUCAGUUUGGCCUUUCGCCUUGAACGAAGUGAAUCAGAAAAAGCAAAAUAUUGUGGAUGCUGGAAAUUUGAAAGGGUUUAAAAAAAAAGCUGGAAAUACUGGCAGCAUCUCAAAUUUUCUCUCCACAAAUGCUGUCUGACCUGUAUAUUUCCAGCAUUUGUUUUUAUUUCAAUCACAUUAAUAGCUGGAAGUAGAAAUGCAAGCUGAAGCACAAUGGGCUUUCUUGAAGCCUGUUUAACUUUGUGGGCUAGCAUUGAUGUUUAAUGAUGGAUCUGAAUAAUUGUUAAAAGCAGAGCGGAAGGUCGAAUUGCAGCUUGACUCAUGAUGCCUUUUACAAUGGUGAGACACUAUAACGAUGGUGUGAUACUAUUAAGACAGAUGUGGGGGAGACAGGGGAGGUUGGGGGGGCGCUCUCCUUUAUAGUUUAGGCAACCUGCUUGAACAUGAUCAUCUCGUCAAAAGCCAGACUAUAGCCCUAGUAAAAGACUUCACCCCCCCCCCCCCGCCUUUUUUCGGAGAUCAAUACCUUAUAAUGGCUGCACUUUGUAUUGAGAUUAAAGCUAAAUUUUGAAAGUACAAGUCCCCCUUUAAAAUGGCAGUGGGAUUCUUAGCUGAAUUGUAAAUGUACUAUACUGUAAAUGCAAUAAGGAAAGCUGUGUAAAAUUGUUUAAAAAUGUUAAUAAGGUGUACAGACUUUUUUAAUGUAUGGUAACCUUUUGUGAAUUAAAUUCCAGCCCAAUUAGCCAGCAAACUGUAUAUUUAUGCUUGAAUUUUAAUAAAGUGUCCAGCUGCUGUA